Salvelinus sp. IW2-2015 is the source of this 3593-nucleotide messenger RNA. Its product is annotated as src substrate cortactin-like. Gene Ontology annotation, molecular function: actin filament binding. Gene Ontology annotation, cellular component: plasma membrane; cortical actin cytoskeleton; site of polarized growth. Lineage: Eukaryota; Metazoa; Chordata; Actinopteri; Salmoniformes; Salmonidae. The record is from RefSeq and is a predicted model, not a curated record. Gene Ontology annotation, biological process: regulation of actin filament polymerization.
CCGUUCAAAUCAAUAUUUUUCCAGUCGGAGCUCGUUCCCAGUUGUAUUGAACGCAAUGAAGUCGUAGAUUUCUGAGUUCCGAGUUGUUUUGAACGUGGCAAAAGAUGAGUCCUCUGUCUACCUCUAUGAGAACUGCGUCGCUCCCCAAGCAGGAAGUGGGAUAUUGGGAGAGCCGGAAGAGAGCGGGCCAAAAGGAAUGUUCCAUCACACCCCGAGGACUGUCAAGAGGUGCAUUAUUUUCACAUCUCAAAUAUAUAUUUUUGACUGCAGGACAUUUUCAUAAAAAAUGUGGAAGGCAGCAGCAGGUCAGUCCGUCACCGUGGCGGUGGAUGAUGGAGGUGAUGACUGGGAGACAGACCCAGACUUUGAGAAUGACGUUUCGGAGAAGGAACAGCGGUGGGGGGCCAAGACGGUGGAAGGCUCCGGUCACCAGGAACACAUUAAUAUCCACAAGCUGCGUGAGAACGUGUCAUCGGAGCACAGUGACCUGAGGCAGAAGGAGCAGGCCACCAUGCCCAAGGCCUCAGAUGGCUAUGGGGCAAGUUUGGGGCAGCAGGACCGCAUGGACAAAUCUGCGGUGGGUCAUGAGUACCAGAGUAAGCUNUCCAAGCACUGCUCUCAGACAGACACAUCCAAAGGCUUCGGGGGGAAGUUUGGAGUGCAGGGCGACCGCGUCGACAAGUCCGCCGUCGGGUUUGACUAUGCCGGGAAGACUGAGAAACACGCAUCGCAGAAAGACUACUCCACAGGGUUUGGGGGGAAAUACGGGGUGCAGGCAGACCGCGUGGACAAGACUGCAAUGGGCUUUGAAUACCAGGGCAAAACGGAGAAACACGACUCCCAGAAAGAUUACACCAAAGGUUUUGGCGGGAAGUUCGGAGUGGAGACGGACAAGGUGGACAAGAGCGCCUUGGGCUUUGAGUACCAGGGCAAAACCGAGAAGCACGAGUCUCAGAAAGAUUACGUGAAGGGCUUUGGUGGCAAGUUUGGUGUGCAGACGGACAGACAGGACAAGUCGGCCCUGGGAUGGGACCACCAGGAGAAACUGCAGCUCCACGAGUCGCAGAAAGACUACUCCCAUGGGUUCGGAGGGAAGUUUGGCAUCCAGAAGGACCGAAUGGAUAAGAGUGCAGGUAGCUUUGAGGAUGUGGAGAAACCAAGCCCUGCCUACCAGAGGACCAAGCCUGUGGAAGCUGCUGGCAGCAGCACAGGCAGCAUCAAGGCCCGCUUUGAGAACAUCGCCAAGCAGAAGGAGGAUGAGGACAAGAAGCGGGCGGAGGAGGAGAGAGCUCGCCGCCAGGCCAAGGAGAAGCAGGAGCAAGAGGAGGCGCGGCGCAAGAUAGAGGAGACAGCCAAGCCUGCCUCCCCGUCUCCCGAGCCCAGCCUUACCAUUAGCCCCACCCCUCCUGUCCAGAAAGCCGCACCUUUGCCUGUACCUGCACCUGCAGCCGCCGACCCAGUUUACCAGGACACUGGUGUGUACGAGGAUCCUGCAGCAGAAGAGAAUGGAGAGGAGCUGUACGAGGCGGAGCCCACCUCCCGUCCCUCUUCCGAGCAGACGUAUGAGGAGCCUCCCGUCCAGGAGGCGGCGCUCUACCAGAGUCCUGACGAGACAGGAGACGCCCAGACAUAUGAGUACGGUGAGGACUUGGGGGUAACGGCAGUAGCCCUGUAUGACUACCAAGCAGCUGGUGAUGACGAGAUCUCCUUCGACCCUGAUGACAUCAUCACUAACAUUGAGACUAUUGACGAGGGCUGGUGGAGGGGCGUGUGCCGGGGUGCCUACGGCCUCUUCCCAGCCAAUUACGUUGAGCUUCGGCAAUGAGGCCCGCCCACCACACCAAACAGUCUCUCUCCCCAUCCCUCCAUCUCUUCUAAAUCGACUCUUGCGCUCUGUCAUUUUGCUGAUCACGGCGCUUCUUUCAAGUGUGCUCGACAUUCUCAGGUCUUUCAGCUGUCCCGGUCCUCCUUCCUUUCUCUCGCUCCUCUCCUUGGGAAGAGGCUUCAGGCUGAUACAGGACUAAAAGAAGAAUCACGGACAACACUCGCCCUGGCUCGGCUACGCAGUAGAGCGAGAUCAAGCGAGUAAGCGGGCGAGCCCUACUAUGACAAAGGCCUUUUUUUAUUGUAAAGCAAGUCAUCAGAAAAACACUACUCCCAUUAUAAUAUCUAGUUAUAUUCUUAGUUCUAUAACAUGCCAGGGACUCUUGCUGCUUUGCCCCACUGGCACCUGUUAGUUAAUUUAGUUUAAGUUGAAAUGUUCCCUCUUUGACAUGUAUUUAAACUUCCAAGGUAUCGAUUGAGACCUGGCGGCCACAUUAUCACGCACAGUAUAGGUAUUACGAUCACCAAAGAUCGAGAUCACAGAGGUGACGUAGAAAUGAACCCCAGGCUUUAUGUGCAUAUCGUGAUGUCGYGGGUCCUCUUUUUACGAAGAUAUGAAGUAGCUUUUAGAACAAGUUUGGAACUAGUGUGACGUCAAACACAACUGGGCAUUUUUAUUAUGUUUUGAUUAAAUACAUUCCACUUCCAGAAGUUGAUUGGGGAACUAGCACUUUGGAUCCGUUUGGUAAUAGUACAGACCAGUGGUGAAUUGAUUGGUGUGUAGCUGGUUCGGAGAGAGGUCUGACAGUGCAUUGUCUGAGCUGCGAUGAUUUCUUUCUCUUUGGAACACUAUUGUUUGCUUUAGUUAGCAGAGAUCAGAUAAUGCUAAGAAACCCGAAAUAGGGAUGUUUUUGAGGAUYUGUUAUUGAAAACAGGAUGUUUACCUGGGGUCACCCACAUUUUUGGUGUAAGGCCAGCAUUUGCUUAAUCAUGGGGCCGAUAUGAUCACCAUAGAUGGUGUGAAUCUCUGUUGCGUCUAGUCUCCUCCUUUUCUCAUUGUCACGAAAGACACCAGAAAGCAUUAGAAGAAAAUAAACGAUGUAAUUGUCUUGCUUUUUAAUCACCCGCCCACAGUCCUGCGGUAGAUCAUGUCAGAUAGGAUGCUGAAAGUAAAUGGUGUACAGAAAGAUGUUUUUAUGAUGCUCUGUGAAAUAUAUCGAGUAGAGAAAGUACCAGAUUUUCGAAUCCCUGCCAUCGCCGCAGACAAGACCGGUCUACAUCGUAAUAGACCGGAGUCUGUCACGUGUUCUGUCAUGUCUGUUGCGUGUUCAUGUACUGUAUGUGGGACUUGGUAUAUUAUUAUGUCUGGGGCCACAUUGACAUCCUUGUCAUGACCAACAUGUGUACUGUUGACUGAGUGACUGCAGAGUGAUAUUUAUUUAUAGGGGGCUAUAAGUACUAAAUAAUGCUGUGAAGCAAUAUUUGGCUAUAAGGGGAUUUUGACUGGUUGUUUCUAAAUUCAGAGUGAUUAUUUUAACCGAUGACAAUCUCACCCCAUUGUCACGGCGAUCUAAUGCAGUAGUGUAACUUCAGUAGGUGUGUGGGGAAUGGGAUCUCAUCAAAUCAAUUAUUCGAGGUUUUAUAAUAAAAGUUACCUUUUUUAUAUUUGUUUAUUUUUUAUCUGUACUUCUACUUGCUCAAGUCACCACGUUAUCUGCUUGUUCUCUUUUUGUAAGUCAAUUGUUUGAAUAAACAACGUAUGGAUAGUA